AAAGAAACUUUUAAAUUAUUGGAACAAAAAAUUGUACUCAAAGAAACAAAACCAGCUGAACUAACAUUAUAUACAGUCUCAAUUACAAUAAAAACAGCUCGUAGUAGACCAUCACAUCAAGUCUGUCACAACAAGUCUUUGAAAGUGUUUUCAAGUGACAAUGAUCGUGCUUAUGUAGAUCAUUUGUCAAUAUUUCACAACAAUCUGGUGUAAUCGACGAGACAACUUAACAAUCGUAUAUGUAAUAGGUGAUCGACCAGUAGUAAGAAAUAAAACAGAAAGGGAGAAGAGUUACUGAAAUUACUCAUCGUCCUUGACCGCUUAUAUUUUUACACACUCACUGGUAAAUACCACAAGCAAAUAGGAAUCACACGUCAUAUUUUCUUACGACACCGUAUAAUGUUGCAACAAAAAAACAAAAAAUCAUGAUGAAAAUGUUAUAUCGGAUCUUAUUGCUUAGUUGGUGUAUGCUAAUGUCAGCAUUAGCAUUACCGAUAGAAUCAAAGCCAUUGAACAAUAAUCCAGAGAGUUGGAAUCUUAGUUGGUUAGUAUUUACGCCAAGAAACUCAUCAGAUCCAUCAGCUGAAGCUCUAGUGAGCAGUGAUCCACAUGUAAAAAAAUCAAAAAUCACACCAAAAUCAAUUUUUAUAGCCCCAAGUGCAUAUAGUAAUCAUGACAGAGUUUGUCCGCAUGGUUAUCGAAUAGAUGAUAAUGGAAAAUGCAUAAAAACAGUUACUAUUAAUCAAGACGAUAUUUUAGCAGCAAGGCUAACAGAUUUGUUUGGAAUUGACGAAAAUUCAGAUAAGAAUGGAAAUUCAGAUUCUGAUUAUGAUUAUGAUGAGGAUAAAAAUGAAAAUUCAGGGCCAUUACAAAUCAACCUUCCUCUUGCAAUUGAUAUACAAGAGGAAACAAGUAACGGGAAGAAGGUUGAAUAUAUUAUAGAAGAAAAAAUUGUUAAUAUGCGAAAUUUAGAUCCAAAGAAUGCCAAACCAAAAGUAGAAGAAAUUAAAAAAAUUGUAUCCGCACCAGUCUCUGAAAAGUUAAUUUCUAAUGACUUGCUGGUAACACCUGAAAUUACAACGACGACGGAAAUUCCAUUGGAUGAUUUGACUACAACAACACAAAAAGUUUAUGAACUAUCAACAGACAAGCCAAUUAUAAGCGAUGCUGAAGUUACUACAACGAUAAUGAAUGAAUCAGCAACUGAUUCAGAAAAUACAGUAAUGACCCAAUCAUCAACGAAACAAACAUUACCAACGACGGAAAAGCCCACAACAUUAUCAUCAAUUACAACAACAUCAGAGCGAAUACCGAUAAGCACAACAACUGAAAAAACAAAAAUUGUGCCCACUAAACCAGAGUUGUUUCAAAUUAACUCUGUUGACUUUAUGCCGAAAAUAACUCAAAGGAAAACCAAUCGAAAUAGAGGAAAAAAUUCACGUACAAGAAAACCAAAACCAAUAAUUCAACAACAACCCUCUCAAUCAACUGAGAAUCAAGUCAUCCCUAAAUCACAUUCAAUUGAUCAAUUGCCAAUACCAAAAAAGAAUCGUACAAGAAAUGGCAUGAAAAGACGAAAACUGAGCACAAUGAAAACUUCUACAUCCACGUCGACGACAACAACAACAACCACUGAAAUCCCAGUUCCUACACACAAUAAACCACAUUAUUGGCUUCCAAAAGGAUGGACAAUUGAUGAGACAACAAAAGAAAAGCCAGUUUUAAUAAGAUUUUGGUCAGAACAACCCAUACCACAUGAAGAGCGAGCUCGAAGUCACAAUUCUAGGCAUCAGCGAGUAAACUCAAGAAUGCCAACAGAAAGUAUAUUUAAAGAAAUUACAGCUCCAGAACUAGAGGGUAUUCUGAAAGAAAAUUAGAUAUUUUAUAAAUGUAAAAGUCUUAAAUUUAAUGAAUAAUAUGAUUCUAC
Chironomus riparius is the source of this 1927-nucleotide messenger RNA. NCBI's taxonomy places the organism in Eukaryota, Metazoa, Arthropoda, Insecta, Diptera, Chironomidae. The record is from the annotation of a GenBank genome assembly.